GACGCUAGACGGCGCUGAAGCUCCACACACAGAAAAAAACCCAUUCAUUGCGUGGCCUGUCCUCUUCUCCUUGACUAAUUUGAGUAAAAGGUCAUGAAUGAUUGAGACAAUAUUUAAAGAGGAGUUUUGUUUUAGAAAUUAAUGAUUUAAUUGGACAUUUUCAGGUUCUACAGUUUUCUUAAGAUGUUGUGAACUCAGGUACAUCUCUUCAGGAUGUUGCGUUCCUGUUCCUGUUACGUUACCUCAUGAACUGAGUGAUUAUUAAGACGGAUCGCUUGAACAUCCGAGCCGAAUGAAAAACCGUUCGUUUUUCACUAAAGUCUGUCCAUUUUUAUCGCACUUCUUUAAGAAGUUGCUAAACUUUGCCACGAUGAGAAGACUUUUAACGAGAGUCAUAAACCGAGUUUUGCUGGGACAGCAGUUUAAAGCAACGAUGAUAGGAGCUGAAGCGGAGAUUCACACACAAGGUCGGAGAAAGUUGGUGGUGGGGCUCGGGAACCCGGGGAUGGAGGGUACCAGACACAGUGUUGGGAUGGCGGUGCUGGGAGCGCUGGCUGCCCGGCUCGGUGUGGCUGAUCGUUGGCACGGCGACCGUCAUGUAUCCGGUGAGGUCAUCCUGACGGAGGUCCAGCAGGCCCGCGUGGUUCUGCUCCGUCCCCGGCUGCUGAUGAACGUCAACGGGGUGUCGGUGGCCAGAGCGGCUGGAAAAUAUGGAGUCAAGCCCGAGGACAUCCUGCUGGUCCACGAUGAACUGGACAAACCUUUGGGGAAAAUUGCCGUCAAACAUGGAGGAAGCGCCAGGGGUCACAACGGAGUUCGAUCGUGUGUCGACUGUCUCCAGACCGAUGUGAUGCCCAGACUCCGGGUCGGGAUCGGCCGUCCAUCCGGGAAAACCUCCGUGGAGCGCCACGUUCUGAGUCGGUUCACGACGGAGGAGCAGAAGGUUCUGGAAGCGGUUCUGAUCCAGAGUGUGGAUCUGCUCGUCUCCCAGCUGUCCCAGCAGGACGCGCAGUCUGCCUCCUCACCAGCAGGGGGCAGACGAGCAGCGCAGCACAGGAAGCAGAAGGAGGACUCUACAGUUGUGAUGUAGCCAGUAAAGAUGGCCGCCUGAUGACAGGAGGAGAAACUCCAGAAAAUAUUUGAUCUCCAGUGUGAACUGCAAACGACCUGAAAGUUUCCUGCAUGAACAGUAGAGGGCGCAAUAACGUUGCACACGUUGCUCAGUGUUUUUGCCAACCACCAUAAAAAGAAGAGAAGAAGAAGAAGUGCUCGGUGUUUGCGGGUAUCCAGACACAGAAUGGUGACGUUUGUCGAGUAUCGACGACGUUCAGGUCUGAUGAACUGGCCGGAAAAACUCGGGUCACAUUGGAAAAGAUCCGAUACACGUCGAGUUUAGUAACACGUUUCUGAGCGGGUCGCGUUCGAAAACAUCUGAGCUGUUCAGGCUCAGGAAAGGUCAGACGCAGGUCACAUUCAGGCAAAAACUGCCUUAGAGGGAGAAAAACAAAAACAAGGUGCUGUGAAUUUCUAUAUUUUUCUGUUUUCAUCGAGAUCUUCAGGAAAAACUCAUGGGAAAAAAAUCUAAUCAAUCAAAAUAUAAAGAAACUAUUUUAUAUAAUAUAAUUUGGUAGCAGGAGGAAGAAACUCCGGCGCUCAGACGUACUUUACAUCAGAAACAUUCAGAGUUAAAGCAGUUAAAAGUUUAACAGUUAAACUUCAAAAGGGUUUUUUAUGUAAAAACAAUUUUCAUUUGAUGAUAUAAUAUCACUGACUUUAUUACUUUUAAAAUUGUUUGUAAAAUAUUAUGAAUUGCCAUCAUAUAAACAAAAUAAAUUGAACAUUGCAAUGAAACCACCUGAGCAUCUAUAAAACAGUCUUCAGUCAGAAGUUACCGUUGGAUUACAGACUGCUACAGGAGAUUCUUCCUGCAUUCAAUUCUUAGAGGAAACUUAGAUAAUUAGAUUUACAACAUUAAUUUUCCCUUUGGGUUCAGUUAAGUAUCUGAAGUUGAGUUUCCUGUCAGCUUUGGCUCAAAUUCUCCAGAUCCUGAAUUUACUUCACUCCCAGUAAAACUCAGCUUUAAGAGUUUCUAUAAAACCAAAGAGUUUCUUUAAUUAUUCAUUUCUCAAAAUGAAACUGCAGCAUAACGACGUGGCACCAGAAGGUUCUGCUGCUCUCGGGUCCAGUUCAUCCAUACAACUUAUAGUUUUUAGUCUUUAGCUGCAUUUCUGUUAUAAAUGUGAACAAAAUCAUUCCAACGGCCACAAAUGGCCCCGGGGCCACAGUUUGAUCACCGGACCUGAGGAAGGAGGCUGGCUGCCAUGUUGUCAGAGUAAACUACUCAAUUAGAGUCGCACUAUUGCAACUUGUUUCACUCAAGUAAAAGUAAAAAGAAAUUACUGUGGCAAGAGUAAAAACGUAUUUGGUAAAAGUACAGAGUAACUGAUCCAAUUAUCAAUCGUUUAAUAUUUAAAAAUGACAUCAUCAGACGGAUCAAAACAUAAAGUUAAGUGGACAUUUUGGUAUUUUAGAACCAAAAUGACAAUAAUUCAUAUAAGUAACACAAAAUAACAAAAUCUGGCAAAAUAUUUUUUUCUAUUUUAGUUUUUCAAUAAAUAAAAACUUCAUUAAAGCUGCAGGUGUGUGUUUGUGUGUGUUUGUGUGUGUUUGUGUGUGUUUGUGUUAUAACAUGUUAAAUUUUACUCCAGUAAGAGUAGAAAUACUUCAUAAUAAAAUUACUCAAGGAAAAGUAAAAA
Messenger RNA from Gambusia affinis (western mosquitofish), 2756 nucleotides. RefSeq names its product peptidyl-tRNA hydrolase 1 homolog (gene ptrh1). The transcript is spliced from 5 exons. Gene Ontology annotation, molecular function: peptidyl-tRNA hydrolase activity. The record is from RefSeq and is a predicted model, not a curated record. Bases 293 to 1090 code for a protein of 265 amino acids. Lineage: Eukaryota; Metazoa; Chordata; Actinopteri; Cyprinodontiformes; Poeciliidae.